This is a messenger RNA of Sinocyclocheilus anshuiensis, 3902 nucleotides long. Its product is annotated as tankyrase-1-like. The record is from RefSeq and is a predicted model, not a curated record. Gene Ontology annotation, molecular function: protein binding; NAD+ poly-ADP-ribosyltransferase activity. Bases 72 to 3581 code for a protein of 1169 amino acids. The transcript is spliced from 26 exons. Gene Ontology annotation, cellular component: cilium; T-tubule. Lineage: Eukaryota; Metazoa; Chordata; Actinopteri; Cypriniformes; Cyprinidae. Gene Ontology annotation, biological process: protein localization to T-tubule; regulation of cardiac muscle contraction; protein localization to ciliary inversin compartment.
GCCUUCUCGCACUGAGCGGAAGCGCAGCGGCUCCAGCUGUUAUUGUUGACAGACGGAGCUUCGUGGGGAAAAUGGCGGUGUCCCGUCGAUCCUCACAGCACCAACAAAGCAGCUUGCAGCCGUCUCCGCGGAACGCUGUGAUCGCAUCCCCCCCACCCGAAUCGCCGUCCGCGAUUAUUCCCGAAUCGACGAGUUUAUUGAGCCCUUCGGCCACUGGUGCAGCGGAAUGCGGCGGAGCGACGAUGGAGUCCGCAGCGGCCUCCUCCUCCUCCUCCUCCUCCGCCUCCGCCUCUUCCCCAGACCGGCCCGCCUCAGCAGCAGCAGCGGCCGCCGCAGCCUCGUCAGCCCUCGGCAGCUCCAGCUGCAGCAGCAUUAGUUCCAGCGCGACCGCAGGCAGCCAGAGCCCCGGCUCAGGAGCGGACAGUCCCGGGGACGGAGUGUGCGGGGCCGGCGGGGCGUUCAGAGAGCUAUUCGAGGCCUGUCGGAACGGAGAUGUGUCGCGGGUGAAGAGGCUGGUAGACUCGGUGAAUGUGAACGCCAAAGACAUGGCCGGACGAAAAUCAACCCCUCUGCAUUUCGCUGCAGGCUUUGGCAGAAAGGACGUGGUGGAGCAUCUCCUGCAGACCGGAGCAAACGUCCAUUCCCGUGACGAUGGCGGUCUGAUCCCGCUUCAUAACGCCUGCUCGUUCGGGCACGCGGAGGUGGUCAGUCUGCUGCUGUGUAGCGGUGCUGACCCCAACGCACGAGACAACUGGAACUACACACCUCUGCACGAGGCCGCCAUCAAGGGCAAAAUAGACGUGUGCAUUGUGUUGCUCCAGCACGGCGCUGAUCCGAAUAUCAGAAACACUGACGGCAAAUCAGCUCUGGACCUGGCAGACCCUUCUGCUAAGACCGUCCUCACCGGUGAAUAUAAGAAGGAUGAACUGUUGGAGGCGGCGAGGAGCGGAAAUGAGGAAAAGUUGAUGGCACUUUUGACCCCACUUAAUGUCAACUGUCAUGCCAGCGAUGGACGCAAGUCAACAUCUCAAAAAAUGCUGUCCACUCCUCUUCACCUUGCCGCUGGGUAUAAUCGAGUGCCUAUAGUGCAGCUGCUGCUGCAGUACGGUGCUGAUGUCCAUGCCAAAGAUAAAGGUGGUCUAGUUCCUCUGCAUAAUGCCUGCUCUUAUGGUCACUACGAGGUCACAGAGCUUCUGUUGAAGCACGGGGCGUGCGUUAACGCCAUGGACCUGUGGCAGUUCACACCGCUGCACGAGGCGGCCAGUAAGAAUCGAGUGGAGGUGUGUUCACUGCUGCUGAGUCACGGCGCUGAUCCCACACUGCUCAACUGCCACGGCAAGAGCGCGGUGGAUGUGGCGCCCACACCUGAACUUAAAGAGAGACUCACCUAUGAGUUCAAAGGGCACACGCUUUUGCAGGCGUCCCGUGAGGCGGACAUGGCAAAAGUCAAGAAAACCGCUCAAGAGAUCAUCAGCUUCAAACACCCUCACUCGCACGACUCUGCUCUGCACUGCGCCGUAGCCUCUCCUCAUCCCAAACGCAAACAGGUCACAGAGCUGCUGCUGCGGAAAGGCGCCAACAUUCAUGAGAAGAACAAAGAUUUUAUGACUCCGUUCCAUGUAGCGUCUGAACGAGGUCAUAAUGAUGUGCUUGAAGUCCUUCAGAAACACGGAGCAAAGGUGAAUGCUGUGGACACACUGGGACAGACAGCCCUGCACAGGGCGGCCCUCGCCGGUCACAUCCAGACUUGCAGACUAUUGCUAAGUUACGGUGCUGACCCAUCAAUCAUUUCACUGCAGGGCUUCACUGCGUCACAGAUGGGCAAUGAAGCCAUACAGCAAAUAGUCAAUGAGAGCAUUCCUCCUCGUAAUUCAGACGUGGAUUACCGCUUUCUCGAGUCUGCUAAAGCCGGUGACCUUGACACAAUCAAGCAACUGUGCUCCCCUCAGAACGUGAACUGUCGUGAUCUGGAGGGCCGUCACUCCACCCCGCUGCAUUUUGCUGCAGGGUACAACCGUGUGGCCGUCGUGGAAUACCUGUUGCAUCAUGGGGCCGACGUGCACGCUAAAGAUAAAGGUGGUCUGGUUCCUUUGCACAACGCGUGUUCAUACGGUCACUACGAGGUGACAGAGUUGCUGGUGAGACAUGGAGCGUCUGUGAACGUGGCGGACCUUUGGAAGUUCACACCACUACAUGAGGCUGCAGCCAAGGGCAAAUAUGAGAUCUGCAAACUACUGCUCAAGCAUGUGGAUAUCGCCGCCCUCCUGAUCAAGUUUAACACAUGCGUGAAUGCGACAGAUAAGUGGGCGUUCACACCGCUGCAUGAAGCUGCGCAGAAGGGCCGCACACAGUUGUGUGCACUGCUGCUGGCACACGGUGCUGACCCCACCAUGAAGAACCAGGAGGGACAGACGGCUCUGGACCUGGCCACGGCUGAUGACAUCCGUGCGCUGCUGAUGGACGCGAUGCCCCCUGAUGCCCUGCCCAGCUGUUUCAAACCACAGGCCACCGUGCUCAGCGCCGCUCUCAUAUCACCCGCCUCCACACCCUCCUGCCUCUCCGCUGCCUCCAGCAUCGAUAACCUGGCAGGGCCCCUCUGCGACGGGGCCAGUGGAGGGGCUACGGGACCUGCUGAUGGGGCCUCCGGAACUGAGUGCAAGGAAGGAGAUGCUGUCCUGGAUAUGAACAUUUCACAAUUCCUGAAGAGUCUGGGGCUUGAACAUUUGAGGGACAUCUUCGAGAGAGAACAGAUCACUCUGGACGUGUUGGCCGAUAUGGGUCACGAGGAACUCAAGGAGAUCGGCAUCAAUGCUUACGGACACCGUCACAAGCUCAUCAAAGGCAUCGAGAGGCUGCUGGGAGGACAGCAAGGUGCCAACCCAUACCUGACGUUCCACUGCACCAAUCAGGGCACAGUUUUGAUCGACCUGGCUGUGGAUGAUAAAGAGUUUCAGUCUGUUGAGGAAGAGAUGCAAAGCACAGUUCGAGAGCACAGGGACGGAGGAAACGCAGGUGGCGUUUUCAGUCGAUACAAUAUUCUCAAGAUCCAGAAGGUGGUGAAUAAGAAACUGAGAGAGCGAUACACACACAGGCAGAAAGAGAUCGGAGAUGAGAAUCACAACCACCACAAUGAACGAAUGCUGUUUCAUGGAUCUCCGUUCAUAAAUGCCAUCAUCCAUAAAGGAUUUGAUGAGCGUCAUGCAUAUAUCGGUGGCAUGUUUGGAGCUGGCAUAUAUUUUGCAGAGAAUUCCUCUAAGAGUAACCAGUAUGUCUAUGGCAUCGGAGGCGGCACUGGCUGCCCCACUCACAAAGACCGGUCCUGUUACCUGUGCCACAGGCAAAUGUUGUUCUGCCGUGUGACACUGGGAAAGUCCUUCCUGCAGUUCAGCGCCAUGAAGAUGGCCCACGCUCCCCCUGGACAUCAUUCUGUGAUCGGCCGUCCCAGUGUCAACGGCCUGGCCUACGCCGAGUACGUGAUCUACCGCGGAGAACAGGCCUACCCAGAGUAUCUCAUCAACUAUCAGAUAGUGAAGCCGGAAAGCACGCCUCAGUCCUCCACAGAAGCAGAGCAGAAAUCAUAGUCAGACACUGCGUUUCUACAUUGACUCACUCACUCACUCAUUGUUUCUCACUCUCUUGUUGCACAAUGGAAAUGUGAACUUUCCCAUGUACCCACGUCUUGGAAUUCCCAUGUAUGAAUUAUGAAUUUGCACUUUUAAAAACAAGUUACUUAAGUUAUUUGAAAAUAGUUGCAAUUGUGAAGUCUAAUGUACAGGUAGUAUAAAGAAAACAUGUAAAACUGACUGUGUUUAAUGAUGCUAUUUGAGUUGUAUUUUAAUGGAACUUUUUCGUUUUGUUUUGAGUCUGUUCAUUUCUUUUAAAUAAAUCUCAUCAGAACAGGA